AAAAGCACCAAUGAUAAAAGCAAGCCAACAAUAUUUUUGCAAUAAAUAAAAGUGAAUUAAUAAUUAUUAAUAAUACAUUUAUCCGAAAAUAGUGGGAUAAAUUUGGACGUUAAUAUUGAUCAUAAUUAAACAAGUACAUUAUUGUUAAUAAUUAUAAGUGUAAUAAUUAUUAAUAAUAAAAGUGUAGGCAUCCAUUAUGUGUAGUGUCGCAGUGGCGUAAUAUUACUAUCUUUUUCUAAUACACACAUACUAAAUUAAAAAAGAGAAAAAAAAAGCCGUUUGGGCUUGGAAGAAAUAAGAAUAGAGGACUCAACACAAAAACCGUCAUCUCUAAAAAAACCAUAAAAUGGCGAAUAGCACUUGUUAUUUAUAUUUAACAUUAUUAAAUAAACAAUAUUAUUAACAAUCAAUUAUCAACAAUAACAAUUGAUUUUACAAUCAUCAAAUCAUACAUCAAAUUAUCCUCGAGGCAACCAUACUUGGGAUCAAUGUGAGCUAUGAAAAUGAUGAUGAUGAUGAUAAUCACGUGGACAUUUUGACUAUAAUAAACGAUAAAAAGAGUGCUACGUGUAAUAUGGCAAGUUAUUAUACCUAUGAAGGUGUACGAUAUGAGCCUGUUCAACAAAUAUGCACAACUGAUGGACAAAAUUAUCAUUUAGUUAUGUCUGAUGUUAAUAACGGUGAACAACAAUAUUUUACAUAUACAACACAACAAAAUAGUGAUACACCAGUCCUUCAGCAACAAGAAAUAUAUAUUGAAGGAUCAUUACAACCAGGUCAAAGUUCAAACGUAUAUUAUCUCAAGACUGAUGAUAAUAAUUUAUCAACUGAAGAAUAUAAAGCUGAAUUUAUACAUCAAAUUGGAUCAAACGAAGUUUUAUCAGUUAGUGAAAAUAAUAUUAAAGAGCCAAUAACUAGAAUUAUUAAUGGUCAACAAAUACAAUUGAUUAAUGUGCCUACAAAUAAUACAAAACAAUUAACAAUGAAAAAUCCACCGCCACGAUCAAUCCCAUUGAAAAAGAGAAUGAAUCAUGUUGUCAUUGAUGAUGAUUCAGGUUCAUCAAAUAAAAAAUAUCCAUCAACACCAAUACCAAUUCAAAAACAAAAACAAAGACAAGCUAUGCAACAGCAACAAUCAAUACUACCAUCAGCAAUUAAUCGUUCAACAAAUACUGUUGCACCAUCAACUUAUCGUUUAAAAUCAUUAGUAUCAACAUCAGUACCAUCAAAAUUACAAGCAUCAUUAACAAAAACAUUAACACCAUCAAUGAAACCACCAACACCAUCACCAAGACUACCAAUACAUCAUAAUACACCACCAACAGUACCAACAGUACCAUGUAAUUCAGAUGCACAAGUAUUAGAGUGUUUAAGUGAAAGAUUAAAACAAAAAAAAGCAACUAAAGCAAUGCAACAACCACAACCACAACCACAAAAAGCUCAAACAUAUUCACAAAAAAAAACACCAGUACAAUCAGUUUAUAUAAAUUCAUCACCUGAAAAACAAGAGCAAUUAAUAAAUUUAGAUAAAUCAGAUACUGAAUCAAUACCAGAUUUAUCUGAUAAAUCAGUAAAUUCUGAUAAUUCAUAUAAUGACGCAGAAGGACCAAAUAUUAAUGAAAGUUAUGCAUAUUUACAAAAAGCCAUUGAUAAUCCACAAACAACAAUUGUACAACAUCAAAUUGAAGGUAAUACUGUUAAAAUGUUGGUUGUUAUGCCAAAUGGUGAACAAAGAUUAAUAACAUUUGAUAUACCAAAUGAAGAAUGUACUGUUAAUGAUUUACUUGAACAGGCUGGUAUACCAUUUAAUGGAACAACAACAGUAUCACUUGUUAAAGAUCCAAUAUUAAAAAUAAAUUAUAUUGUUGAAAGUGAAGCUGGUACAAUUGUUGAUUCAACUGAAACUGAUGAUGUUAAUGAUGAAUUAUCAAAUGAUGAUAAUGUAUUGUUUGAUAAAAAAUAUUUACCAGAUGAUUAUGAAGAUAAUAAUAUACAUGCAACAUCAACUGUUAAUAUUGAAGAACCAAAAUACAUUGAUGGAAAACUUGCAGUGUGUGGUAAUUGUGGUUUAACAUCAAUGGAUUUUAAUCGUUGUUAUCGUUGUAAGAAAAAAAUUCAAGAUAAUCCAAAAACUACACCUUAUGCAUGUCAACCAACACAAAAAAGAGAUAUGAUGGUGUCAAUUGAUAAGUAUUAUAAAGGUUUUGGAAAUAAUAAUAAAAAUAUUCAUGAUGAUGGUUCAUCAAGAUCACGUGUACGUCAAAAAACCCAAAAACAAACAAAAUUAAUAAAAGAACCAGAAUGUUUAACUUUAUCAUCUGAUGAUGAAGAUACAAAUGAUUAUGAUAAAAAAAUUAAAAAAAUUGAUAUUAAAAAAAAAUAUACAACAAGAGAUAAUUUAAUAAAUCAUGAAUUAGAUGUUAUAUCAGAAAAAGAACCAAUUAUAACAAAUACUGUAAUAAAAAAUAUUGACGAAUUUAUUGAUUCAGCUGAUUUUAAUUAUGAUGAUAAUCAACAAAUUGAAACUGAAUUAUCAAAUAUGGAAAAUGAUUCAAUAUUAAAAUUAAAUGCAUCAUUAAUGUGUCGUACAGUUAGAAUUGGAUCAUAUAAAUAUGUACCAAAAGAUUAUAUUAUUAUAAAUUCAUCUGGUUUAACAUUAUCAGUACCACUACUUGAAGAUGAAACUGAUACAGUUAAAAUACAUGUUAAAUUUCAAGAUAUUGUUAAAGUAUUAAUACAUUUUUCUAAAUCAAUGCCAGUAUUAUUUUUUUAUACAAAUACAAUAUCUGGUUCAAAAAUACGUGAAAUAUUAGGUAUGCAAGAUACAAAAGGACAAUAUUAUGAUCCAGCUGGCAAAGAUCAAACUCACAAAAGAAUAACAUUAUUACCAGAAUCAUUAAAUGAAGAGUCAAAAAUAAUAUUAAAACAAUUAUUUUCAGUAAAUAAUUUACUUGACGAGCUAACAACAAAAGAAGCUAAUGAUAUAUUAAUAAGAGCAUCACCAAAAGAUCCAAGUAAUUCAUCAUCAAAUAUCAAUAAAAGACAAUCAACAAUUGGUAAUAAUAAUUUAAAUGAUGUUGAAAAUAUGACUGUUUAUCCAGCACCACCAGCAAAAGGUGGAAUAACAAUAACAACUGAUGAUUAUUCAUGCUUAGCUGAAGAUCAAUUUUUAAAUGACGUGAUAAUUGAUUUUUAUUUAAAAUACAUUACACUUGAGUUGUUGUCAGUUCAUGAUCAACAACGAACUCAUGUAUUUAGCUCUUAUUUUUAUAAACGUUUAACAAGUCCACAUGCUCAUACUGGUGAUAGUAAAAAAUUAUUAUCACCAGCAGCAAAGAGACAUGCAAGAGUAUCCAAAUGGACUAAAAACGUAAAUAUUUUCGAUAAAGACUUUAUCAUAAUUCCGAUAAAUGAGCAUUCACAUUGGUUUUUAGCAAUCAUAUGUUUCCCUGGUUUAGUUGGUGUUGUUAAACCUGAAGUAACAACAACAACAACAACAACGACAACAACAACUACAGCUACACCAGGAACAUCAUUAUUAAAAACCAAUGAUGAUAAAAUAAAUAAAAAUAAAAAAGUAAAAGAACAUAAAUUACAAAGUGUUACAAUUGGUAGUACAACAAUAACACCAGUAACAACAACAAUAACACUUGAUCAACCAGAUGAUGGAUCAGAAAGAGAUGAAGCUGAAGGUGAUGAUGAAGAGCUUGAUAUGGAAAGUGAUGAUGAUGAAGAAGUUGUUAAUGAUGCUAGUGGUGGUAGUGUUGGUAAUAAUGGCAAUGGUGAUAAUAAUUCUGUUGAUACAACAAAAAAUAAUAGUGAUGAUAAAGUUAUUAAUAAUAAUGAAGAUAAUGAAGAUGUAAAAAUUAAAGAGGAGAAUAUUAAAGAGGAGAAUAUUAAAAUACCAUGUAUUUUAAUAUUUGAUUCACUUGCUGGUGCUGGUAGAUCUCGUGUUGUUGCAACAUUGAGAGAUUAUCUGAGCUGUGAAUAUACAGCUAAAAUUGGUGGUGAAAAAGUAUUUACAAAAGAUACUAUCAAAGGUGCUUGUCCAAAAGUACCACAACAAUCAAAUUUUACUGACUGUGGAUUAUACGUUUUACAAUAUGUAGAAAGUUUUUUUAAAAAUCCUAUUAUUAAUUAUACAAUGAGAAUUAAAACUUUAAAAAAUUGGUUUGAUGAAAUUAUUGUAACACGUAAAAGAGAAGAUUUGUCAAAAUUAUUGGUUAAAUUAAUGAGAAAAACAAAUGGUGAUAAAAUGAUUGAUGUUCCAAUAUUACAAUUUCCAACAAUUGAUGGUAUACUUAAACCAAGACCAGAAAAAAUUGAAGAAAAAAAAGAAGAUGGUAAAAGAAAGGAUGAAGAUAAAUAUACUGAACGUGAACCUGGUGAAAUUAGUCCAAGAUCAAUGCAAACUUAUACAAUUGUUGCAUGUACAAGUGCUGGUGAUAGUAGUGCAAUGGAAAUUGAUAUACAAAAAUCUCAAACUGGAUCAACAACAAUGACACCUAGUACCAUAACAUUCUCCAAAACAAAAAGACAUUCAAGAAUGCCAUCUACUGAUCCCAACAAUGAGAAUGGACCAAUUAAAAAAUUCAAGAAUGAGACAACUUGAUUUCUGUAAAUAAAUAUCUAAAAAAAAAAAAUAACAAAAAAUGAUAAAAUUAUACUUUUUUGUUGUUUUUUUUUCUUUUCUUUCGUUUAUUUUUUUUUUUUUUAAUUAGGUUUUUAUUACUUAUAUGCUAAGGCUAUUAUUAUUUCAUUUUUCAUCUUUUUUUUUUUUUUUUAUACAUAUAUAAAGAUAUAUAAUUAUUAAUUAGUGUUAAUGAAUAAUUAGAGUCAAAACGCCCAACACAUAAGUUAAUGAAAUAAAUGAAAAAUA
Messenger RNA from Aphidius gifuensis, 4879 nucleotides. RefSeq names its product sentrin-specific protease 6-like. Gene Ontology annotation, biological process: protein desumoylation. Gene Ontology annotation, molecular function: SUMO-specific endopeptidase activity. Gene Ontology annotation, cellular component: cytoplasm; nucleus. Lineage: Eukaryota; Metazoa; Arthropoda; Insecta; Hymenoptera; Braconidae. The coding region runs from base 575 to 4612 and encodes 1345 amino acids. The transcript has 6 exons. The record is from RefSeq and is a predicted model, not a curated record.